This is a messenger RNA of Arabidopsis lyrata subsp. lyrata, 681 nucleotides long. RefSeq lists its product as uncharacterized. Lineage: Eukaryota; Viridiplantae; Streptophyta; Magnoliopsida; Brassicales; Brassicaceae. The record is from RefSeq and is a predicted model, not a curated record.
UUUCUCAUUUUGGAAUUAGAAGGAAAAAAAUUAACUUCCUCUGCUUCGAGAUUCACCGCAUUGAUCCAAGAAGAGAACAACUCCUUCUUAAAACUCGUUCAGGUUCAUCGGAAGCAUUCGAAUUCGUCCAAUCAAUAGACUUCUGAGACUGAGCCUAUUUGGGGGAAGAAGAAGAGUCAUGGAGCUAAUUAUAACUCGUCCGAGUUGACUCAUGUCUCGAUAGUGGGUUUCGACGUGACUGAGUUGGAUACUGAAAACUCGCUAUCCGGGUUUAUGGAUCAAGUUCCGAUAAGCUUGAGGAGAUGGGCUUGUUACCCAAUGCUGCUUGGUAGAGUAAGUCGCAGUUUCAAACACGUUAUGCUUGUCGACGCUAAAACCUCAUUGUUCAUCGGUGACCCGUUAACCCGGAUUCGUAACCGGAGCCCCGACGUAGUCCUCUUCUUCUACUCAAAAUACAAGAAAGCCUCCGAGGUUAAUCCGGCGAUUUUGAUCGGUGGAGCUAAAGGAAUCAGGAGAUUAUCGAGCUCCAUGCAUACUCAGAUUGUGAGAGCAAGAGCAAGUGCAACGAUGAUGAUCAAGAAGAAGAACUCAGUUACGGAAUCGGUUGUGUUGAGUCAACUCGUUGGGAAUUUUCCAUAUGACUAAGAACUGAACUAGAACUUUCAUAUGACCAAUGUUUGA